AUAUUUUGCGUGUUUGUUUAACGACAGCGCUGUCAAGUCCUUUCCGAUUGUUGGUCCGUGUUGUGGCGCACCAGCAAUAAAAUUUUGCAAUCAUGGGUCGUAUGCACACACCCGGAAAGGGUAUUUCGCGGUCUGCCCUUCCGUACCGCCGAAGUGUGCCAACGUGGCUGAAGCUCACCUCGGAUGAUGUCAAGGAACAGAUCUUCAAGCUGGCCCGUAAGGGUCACACCCCAUCUGAAAUUGGUGUGAUUCUGCGUGACACCCUUGGCGUCGCCCAGACCCGCUUUGUCACUGGCAACAAGAUUCUGCGCAUCCUGAAGAGCAAGGGCCUUGCCCCCGACAUUCCCGAGGAUCUGCACUGCAUGAUCAAGACGGCCAUUGCCAUCCGCAAGCAUUUGGACAAGUUCAGGAAGGACAAGGACUCCAAGUUCCGUCUGAUUCUGAUCGAGUCGCGGAUCCACCGGCUGGCGCGCUACUACAAGAAGAAGCAGGUGCUGCCGCCCACCUGGAAAUACGAGGCCGCUACCGCCUCGGCCCUCAUCAGCUAGGUUCCACGCCGCCCUACGUGACAUGUGACGCGAUAAAUAAAAAAAACUUCAAAAA
Molecule: messenger RNA, 603 nt
Organism: Amphibalanus amphitrite
Lineage: Eukaryota; Metazoa; Arthropoda; Thecostraca; Balanomorpha; Balanidae
Product: 40S ribosomal protein S13-like
Exons: 4
Coding region: 93-548 (151 amino acids)
Biological process (GO): translation
Cellular component (GO): cytosolic small ribosomal subunit; ribosome; nucleolus
Molecular function (GO): structural constituent of ribosome; small ribosomal subunit rRNA binding
Source: RefSeq, a predicted model, not a curated record